UCAGGCUGGGUGCUCAGGGGAGGUCAGCCACAGUCAGGGACAGUCAGCGAUCCAGAAGCCACUGCACCAUGAGUGUCUCUGCACUGAGCCCCUCCAGAGCCCUGGGCGGGGUCUCUGGGCUCCUGCAGGUGGUCUCCCUGCUCGGCCUGGUUCUGCUUUUGCUCAAGGCGGCACAGCUCUACCUGCACAGACAGUGGCUGCUCAAAGCCCUUCAUCAGUUCCCGUCUCCUCCUUCCCACUGGUUCUACGGACACAAGUGGGAGUUCCAAGAGGAGGACGAGCUGCCACAGCUACUGAAAAGGGUAGAGAAAUACCCAAGGGCCUGUGUUCGCUGGAUGUGGGGCACAAGGGCCUUCAUAUUGGUCUACGACCCUGACUACAUGAAGAUGGUCCUGGGGAGAUCAGACCCAAAGGCUCAAAUUAUCCACAGAUUCAUAAAGCCCUGGAUUGGGACAGGUUUGCUGCUAUUGGAGGGGCAGACGUGGUACCAGCACCGGCGGAUGCUGACCCCAGCCUUCCAUUAUGACAUCCUGAAGCCCUACGUGGGAAUCAUGGCCGAGUCUGUCCGAGUGAUGCUGGACAAGUGGGAGGAGCUCGUCAGCCAGGACUCACAUCUGGAGAUCUUUGGAGAUGUCUCCUUGAUGACCCUGGACACCAUCAUGAAGUGCGCCUUCAGCCAACAGGGCAGCGUCCAGACAGACAGGAACUCCCAGUCCUACAUCCAGGCCAUCAAGGACCUCAGUCAUCUGAUUAUUUCCCGACUGCGGAAUGCGUUCCACCAGAACGACCUCAUCUACAGGCUGACCCCUGAAGGCCGCUGGAACCACCGGGCCUGCCAGCUCGCCCAUCAACACACAGAUGCAGUGAUCAAGGAGAGGAAGGCUCACCUGCAGAAGGAGGGAGAGCUGGAGAAGGUGAGGAGCAGGAGGCACUUGGACUUCCUGGACAUCCUCCUCUUUGCCAGAAUGGAGAAUGGGAGCAGCUUGUCUGACAAGGACCUCCGUGCUGAGGUGGACACGUUCAUGUUUGAGGGUCACGACACCACAGCCAGUGCCAUCUCCUGGAUCCUCUAUGCUCUAGCCUCCCACCCAGAACAUCAGCAGAGGUGUCGGGAAGAGAUCCAGAGCCUCCUGGGGGAUGGUGCCUCCAUCACCUGGGACCAUCUGGACCAGAUGCCCUACACGACCAUGUGCAUCAAGGAGGCCAUGAGACUCUACCCACCAGUACCAGUCACUGGCAGAGAGCUGAGCAAGCCCAUCACCUUCCCUGAUGGACGCUCCUUACCUGCAGGAAUCUUAGUCUCCCUCUCCAUUUACAGGCUUCAUCACAACCCGAAGGUGUGGCCGAACCCAGAGGUGUUUGAGCCAACUCGGUUUGCGCCAGGUUCUACUCGACACAGCCAUGCCUUCCUGCCCUUCUCAGGAGGAUCCAGGAACUGCAUCGGGAAGCAGUUUGCCAUGAAUGAGUUGAAGGUGGCCGUGGCCCUGACCUUGCUUCGCUUUGAGCUGUCACCGGAUCCCUCCAGGGUCCCUGUGCCCAUGCCAGUCAUGGUGCUGAGAUCCAAAAAUGGGAUCCACUUGCAGCUCAGGAAGCUCUCUGAUCCAGGUGGGGACAAGGACAAGCUCUGAGGGCCCCUGCCCACCAUCCUGUCUUGCUGUCACUCUCUCCUGUCCUUGCCCCUUUGCCCACUUCUUGCUUCUGUCUUCCCCGUGCCAGCUUGCCUCAUCUCAUGCCUCCUUCCCAGCUGACUUUCUGCCCUUCUCCUCUCACCUUUCUCCAGGCUCCCUAUCUGCUAUAUCUCCAUCUGUCUCUGACCCCCUGUAUCUCUCACUGUCCACCGGAAUCCUGAUCACCCAACACCCUCCAGUCUGUCUGUUCUCUCCUGUGUUUCUCCCCUUCUGCCUGCCUGUCUGUCCCUGUAUUCACUUCUGUUUUGAUGGCAAAAUGAAUUCUCUCUGCC
This is a messenger RNA of Bubalus bubalis (water buffalo), 1960 nucleotides long. Its product is annotated as taurochenodeoxycholic 6 alpha-hydroxylase. The transcript is spliced from 12 exons. The record is from RefSeq and is a predicted model, not a curated record. Gene Ontology annotation, molecular function: oxidoreductase activity, acting on paired donors, with incorporation or reduction of molecular oxygen; monooxygenase activity; iron ion binding. Lineage: Eukaryota; Metazoa; Chordata; Mammalia; Artiodactyla; Bovidae. The coding region runs from base 69 to 1628 and encodes 519 amino acids.